GCCAUGCUCGAGCGGGUGAGGCGGAAGUGGAAACUUGUCUUCCGGUCCCAUCCUCCUCACCGUCGCUCGAUACAGCUAGACCGACUGCAGCUGGUGCUACUAAGGCCCGUUAGACCGACAAGCCUCAACAGUUAGCCCCUCAGGACAGCAAUGGACCACAGAGGAGCCGGUGAGGGGCCAGGCAGAAGACCCUCCAGUCCCUCCUCUGGGGCACCCAUGGGUGCCAAGGGACAAGCAGCACUGAGUGUUCAAAAGCCCAGGGUAAAGAUCACUCCCUUCCAUGGCUCCCCCAUAGCCAGCAGUGAAGGAGCCCUCCGCAGCACCCGGCCCGCAGCCUCUGCUCAUGGAAGCCUGUUUCUGGACACACUUGGUCGGCUGACUGCCCCUCCUGUCAGAGGGAGAGCUGCUGCUGGGAGCUCAGAGGAACCCCCCCCCAGUUCAGGCUCUGCACCGGCCCCCACAGGAGUAAAGCUCCAGAAUAAAUAUGUUUUUGCCCUUUUAAAGACUGCUGGCAAGAAGGCAGUGAAGUCAAGCACCAAGCUUUGUCCCAGCCACAAAGGAAAGGAGAGGAGAGCUGUCUCCAGCAAACCUCCGUCCGCUGUGAAGAGGAGGAAAAGGAAGAUGGGAAUGUACAACCUAGUCCCCAAGAAGAAGGCCAAGGCCAUUAAACAGCAGGAGAAGAAGGAGGAGCCAGGACCCAGUGUGCAGCAGAACAGAGCUGCAGCUGAGGAGAAGCCAGUGAUGCUCACAGAGACUCUGCAGCCCCUCAGGAGUGAACUGUUGAUGGAGGGGGACCCUGGAGAAGGAGAAUACACAGAGCUGGCUCUGGAGUGUCUGGAUCUGAAAGCUCAGGAAGAGCUGCUCUCUCCUCCCCUGUCAGAUGCUAAGGUGACAGAAUCAGACCUGUUGGAGGAGCUGCCGCUGUGCUGCUGUCGGAUGGAGACUCCUUACAGCGGAGGCAGCCUGUCCACCAUUGAGCAGACCUGCAUGGCCAUGGAGAGCAUGGAUGGAAUGCUGAGCCGUUGCCAGAGGCGAGUGAUGAAGCAGGAAAUGAUGCGCCCCUCUAACACGGUCCAUCUGCUGGUUCUGUGUGAGGAGCACCGGGCCGGCAUGGUGAAGCACCACUGCUGCCCCGGCUGUGGGCUCUUCUGCCGGGCGGGCACCUUCAUGGAGUGCAGGCCGUACGGCAGCAUCUCCCACCGUUUCCACCGUGACUGUGCCUCCAUCCUGAAGGACCUCAGGUUCUGCCCCCACUGCGGAGAGGAUGCCAGCGGUGCCAAGGAGGUCACCGUGCUGAAGGCUGAUCCGGUUCCCUCUGUACCCAGAUCCAAACCCGGGCCGUCACUCCCAGCUGUUCCAAAUAUGGCCGCCCUGCCAUCAGUACCAACCACGCCUGCUGUUCCACGCAUACUCAGAGCUAAGAAGAGCAGCGAGCCACAGAGGAGCCGAGACCAGAGCCCGGGCAGGUCAAAGGGCGAGGCUGUGUAUGCCACAGACAGAAUACCCAAAGAGUCACUGGAGAGCAUCCUGACGGCGCUGGAUGAUGACAACCUGAAACCAAAGAAGGUGAAGUACCCCACCAGACAGCUGUACAUCUCUGCUAAACAAGGAGAGCUCCAGAAGGUCAUCCAGCUGCUAGUUGAUGGGAAGGACCCCAACUUUUUGAUGGAGGGCCCAAACAGAGUGACCCCUCUUCAUGCAGCAGCUGCUGAGGGGCACCAGGAGAUCUGCCACAUGCUGGUCCAGGCGGGAGCCAACCUGGACAUGUGUGACGAGGAGCAGAGGACCCCAUUGAUGGCCGCCUGUGAGAACAACCAUCUGGACACGGUGAAGUACCUGCUGAGAGCCGGAGCCGCUGUCAGCCACAAGGAUAUCAUGGGUUUCACCUGUCUGCAUCUGGCAGCUAAACUGGGACAUCAUGACAUAAUCCAUCAUCUGCUCUCCAAGGCAUCCAAAUACAUCAACUGUCAGGAUGAUGGGGGCUGGACUCCCAUCACCUGGGCCAUCGAGCACAAGCACAGGGAGCUGGUCCACCUGCUGCUGGCCAGAGGGGCCGACGUGAACAUCAGGGACAAGGAGGAGAACGUGUGUGUGCACUGGGCCGCUCUCUCGGGCUGUGACGACCUGGCCCAGGCUCUGCUGGAGGCCCGCUGCGACCUCAGCGCCGUCAACGUUCACGGGGACUCCGCGCUCCAUGUGGCUGCCAGAGAGAACCACCUGGAGUGUGUCAUGUUGUUCCUGUCUCGUGGAGCGGACGUCACUCAGAGGAACAGGGAGGGGGGGACGGCUCUGGACUGCUGUAUGUACGGCUCCAAGGUGUGGACGGCCCUUACCACCAACAAGAAGCUGACGGACGCCCGCAGGGGCAGGGACUGCCGCGGAGAGAGGGUGCUCAGCAGGGACAUUUCACGAGGGUAUGAGGCAGUUCCUAUUGCCUGUGUUAAUAGUGUGGACAGCGAGCCGAGCCCGGAAAACUUUAAGUACAUCCCUGACAGCUGUGUGACCUCCGCCCUGAACAUAGACCGAGACAUCACUCAUCUACAGCACUGCAGCUGCACAGAAGACUGCUCCUCCAGCAGCUGCAUGUGUGGGCAGCUCAGUCUGCGCUGCUGGUAUGAUGGAGAGGGUCGACUACCCCUGGACUUCUGUCAGAGGGAGCCCCCCGUGCUGUUUGAGUGUAACCACGCCUGCUCCUGCUGGAGGAGCUGCAGGAACAGAGUGGUGCAGAACGGCCUGAGAGUGCGGCUGCAGCUCUUCAGGACUCAGAGGAUGGGCUGGGGAGUCAGGGCCAUGCAGGAUAUCCCACAGGGAACCUUCGUCUGCGAGUAUGUCGGAGAGAUCAUCACAGAUGCAGAGGCCGAUAAAAGAGAGAAUGACUCUUUCCUCUUCACCCUCGACAAUAAGGUGGGAGACAUUCACUGUAUUGAUGCGAGACUCUUUGGAAACAUCGGGCGCUUCAUCAACCACCUGUGUGAGCCCACCCUGCUGGCGGUCCGCGUGUUCACCAUGCACCAGGACCUGCGCUUCCCCAGGAUCGCCUUCUUCUCCAGCUGCUCCAUCAAGGCUGGAGACCAGAUAGGGUUUGACUAUGGCGAUCACUACUGGAGGGUGAAGAGCAAGUACUUCAGCUGCCAGUGUGGCUCUCUCAAGUGUCGCCACUCCGCCAGCAGCAGAGAAUCUCACUGAUGACCACUGACCCCCCCCUCAGCCUGGACUCAUUCUGUUGGACCUCUUUAAUGUCAGAAACACUGUCUUCUGAACCUGAUACCACAUAGGACUGAUGUUUUAUUACUGUUCACCUAGAUUCCCUGUUCAAAAGCAACACAUGAGGAAUAAAGCUUGUGGAAAUGUGUCA
Trematomus bernacchii (emerald rockcod) is the source of this 3355-nucleotide messenger RNA. RefSeq names its product euchromatic histone-lysine N-methyltransferase 1a (gene ehmt1a). Gene Ontology annotation, cellular component: nucleus. The transcript has 23 exons. The record is from RefSeq and is a predicted model, not a curated record. NCBI's taxonomy places the organism in Eukaryota, Metazoa, Chordata, Actinopteri, Perciformes, Nototheniidae. Gene Ontology annotation, molecular function: p53 binding; histone methyltransferase activity; zinc ion binding. Bases 151 to 3186 code for a protein of 1011 amino acids.